AUGAGUUUGAUUGAUACUAUGAAAUCUCAAUUGCAAGACUUUAGGGAAGAGGGAUGGCAAAUAAUUUUAGAUGAAGUCAACAAUUUUUGUGAGUUGAAUAUGAUUCCCGUGAUUGAUAUGGAAGACAGUAUAGCAAUCCGUGGCAAUGCCAGGCGCAGUCGCAGAGGUCAAACCAUCACUAAUUUUCAUCAUUAUCGCAUGGAAAUUUUUUGUGAGGUUGUUGAUUUAAUUAUACAAGAGAUGAAUAAUCGUUUCUCGGAAGUUAGCACGGAAUUGCUUAGUUACAUAGCAUGUCUUGAUCCAAAAAGUUCUUUCUCUCAAUUCAAUGUGCAGAAACUACUCCGUCUUGCUGAUUUAUAUCCUGAAGACUUCUCAAGUAACGAUUAUUUAUAUCUUGAGUCUCAACUUCGAAAUUAUAUUUAUAAUGUGCAACGCGAUCCUCAAUUUUCAGAAGUUGGAGAUUUGGGAAGUCUUGCUCAACAAAUGGUUAAAACUGGUAAAAAUACAGUUUUUCCAUUGGUUUAUUGUUUGAUCCAGUUGGCAUUAGUUCUACCAGUUGCGACUGCUUCUGUUGAAAGAGUAUUUUCUGCAAUGAAUAUUGUCAAGACUGAUUUGCGCAACAAAAUGGGAGACGAGUGGAUGAAUGACUGUCUGGUUGUAUACAUCGAGAAGGAUAUUUUUGCAACAAUUGAAAAUGAGCAAAUAUUGCAGCGUUUUCAACGGAUGAAGACUCGCAGAAUGCAAUUGCCUCCUCUUCGUUAUUCGAGUGCAACAACUACCAAUACUUCAAGUGUUAAUCAAUAA
Molecule: messenger RNA, 804 nt
Organism: Coffea eugenioides
Lineage: Eukaryota; Viridiplantae; Streptophyta; Magnoliopsida; Gentianales; Rubiaceae
Exons: 2
Coding region: 1-804 (267 amino acids)
Molecular function (GO): protein dimerization activity
Source: RefSeq, a predicted model, not a curated record